Messenger RNA from Fonsecaea multimorphosa CBS 102226, 1089 nucleotides. RefSeq lists its product as uncharacterized. Lineage: Eukaryota; Fungi; Ascomycota; Eurotiomycetes; Chaetothyriales; Herpotrichiellaceae. The coding region runs from base 1 to 1089 and encodes 362 amino acids. The transcript has a single exon. The record is from RefSeq and is a predicted model, not a curated record. Gene Ontology annotation, molecular function: oxidoreductase activity.
AUGUUCCUGUCAUCCAUAGCUGUUGCCCUGGCGGCCAUGUCUUCCCUCAGCGUGGCCAUGCCAACUCGGCAGGCCCGUCACGCGCCUUGCACACCGGACAAGAUCAAGAUCCGCAAGGAUUUCGACUCGAUGGCUCCUGAAGACCGCAAAGCUUACACCGACGCCGUCAAAUGUUUGGCAACCAAACCGUCGCAACUUGACCAGACCCUCUACCCGGCCGCUACCAAUCGCUACAUGGACUAUGCCGUCAUUCACGUCAAUCGCACAAGAGAGGUCCAUCUUUCUGGCUUCUUCCUGACUUGGCAUCGUUAUUUCAUCCAUCUGUUUGAGGAAGAUCUGAAGCACCAGUGUAACUACACCGGUGCAUUCCCCUACUGGAACUGGCCUGCAACUGCCGAUAAUCUCAGCGGCAGCGCCGUCUUUGACGGAUCUGAGUACUCCCUGUCCGGUGACGGUGCGUACGUCGACAGCGGCCCUGUGGUGCUUUCGCCAAGUCUUUCGCUUCCACAUGGAUCCGGUGGAGGUUGUAUCAUGUCUGGGCCCUUUGUCGAUUGGCAGACAACGAUGCAGCCUAUUCCCAUCAGCUACAUCAUCGAGGGUCUUCCACUGCCUGACACAGCGUUCCAGCUUAACCAAAGCUGUCUUACCAGGGACCUUAACACCGUUGUCGCUCAGACUUAUUGCAACACCACCGCCCUCGAGCUGUGCUUAGAGGCCGAAGACAUUGCAUCUUUUGACACUCAAAUCAACGGCGUUAUUGGCGGCGGUCAACUGGGAUUGCACUCCGGUGCUCAUUUCGUGGUAGGAUCUCCAGGGUCGUCGAUAUACGUCUCGGUCAUGGAUCCAAUCUGGUGGUCUCUCCAUGCAUUUUUGGACAAUGUAUACACCUCGUGGCAGAUCCGCCAUCCCGACAUCGCAAAUGCCAUGUAUGGUACUGAAACGGCUGUCAAUCUUCCCGCAAGUGCUAAUGUCACACUCGACUCGAUCCAGCCGGAUUGGGGAUACUUCCAAGAAGCCCAAAUUACAGUCGGAGAACUCAUCAGCACCACAUCUGGGCCGUUCUGCUACCAGUACGAUGUUGCAUUGUGA